Molecule: messenger RNA, 4640 nt
Organism: Drosophila subpulchrella
Lineage: Eukaryota; Metazoa; Arthropoda; Insecta; Diptera; Drosophilidae
Product: leukocyte receptor cluster member 8 homolog
Exons: 6
Coding region: 291-2897 (868 amino acids)
Cellular component (GO): nucleus
Source: RefSeq, a predicted model, not a curated record
UCAUACGAAAAAAAAAGUUCAUCUGUCCAGACGUGUUUAAAUAUCGUGUUGAAAUCAGGCAAAAAGUAGAGUUUUCCGAGUGUUCUCGUGCAUUUGCAGAUAGUUACUUGCAUUGCGCGACCGUUUUACUUAGUUAUUGCAGCGCAAACGGCGUUUAAGACGCGAAAAUUGAAGCCAAAAGUGCCAGUUCUCGGAGGCCAAAGUAGGGGCUGAAAUAGCAAAAUCCAAAGGUAAGUUCAGGUAAAAAAAACAAAGGCCACCUUUAGCGAAAGAGCGUGAGAGGGAGUACCAUGUCGGAGGCCAUGAGUGCCCCACCGCCCCUAAUUCCGCAGCUGCAGGAGAUGCAGCAGCAGCAACAACAACAGCAGCAGGGCGGCAAUCCCGGUAAUCUCGCCCAGCAGUGGAGCAACUACGCCUGGUAUGCCAACCAAAAUGCCGCCUACCAGCAGCAAUAUCAGCAGUACUACCAGUACUGCAUGCGCUACCAGCAGCAGCAGCAACAGCAGGUAACCUCGACGGUCAGUGCUUCGAAUGCGCCGCCGGGCUUCAGCAAUGCGCUGGCGGUACCGCCACCCCUUCCUUCGGGUCCGCCACCCCCACCACCGCCCAAAAUUGGCCAAACAGCGGCCCAAAACAAGCAGCAGCAACAACAACAGCAGCAACAGCAAAAGAAUUUCGGGGGAAUACGUUUCAAUUUAAAUUUAAACCAAAAGCGGUUGGCUGGUGCCCCCAAUCCCCUGCAACAACAACAACUACAGCAGCAGCAACAGGUCAUGCAAAUGUACAAUAACAAUAACAACAACAACAACAACAGCAGCAGCAAUAGCAACAAAAAGAAGCGGAAGCGUAACAACAAAAACAAGAGUUUUGAGCAAUCGGUUUAUAGCAAUCCGUUUAACAAUCAAGCUCAAGCUACGCCCAUAGCACCACCCCCGCCCAUUAUUAGCGCCAGCGAUGUGGGCGUGCCGAUCACCCCUGAUCUAAGUAAACCACCGCCACCAUUGCCACUGGCCAUAGUGGCCCCCACAGAGAAUCCCCAACAGCAACAUCAGCAGCAGCAACUUCAGCAACAACAACAGCAACAGACUGCUUCUCCCGCUCCACCGCAAGCGUCCCCAUUUAAGCGGCCCAACAGCUUUCAAAUGGCCUCCAACGAUUCCUGGCCGGACGCCCUCAAUCAAUAUGUGGCCCGUUGCUACUCAAAGUGUAACACAGACCUCGACAAGGAUCAGAUUGACAUAUGCCUGAAGGGCAAGAUUAUAGCGGCGGCCAAUCGCAAUGAGCUGUGGACGCGGGACUGGGACAACGAACCCAUGCCCACGGUACACAGCGAGCGGGACGGCAUCGAUGUGGUGCUAAGCAAUGUGACGCCCCCGCAGCCGCAGCGAAGCAACUACUUCCAGAAGAAGCUGGAGCAGGAAAGGGAGCGGGAGAGAGAACGCGAGCCGGAGAAGGCCCCGAACAAGGGCUCCUCGGGUAUAGUGAAUCAGUUUAAGCAGAAGGUCAAUCAGUUUAACAAGUCAUCGUCCGGCUACGGUUCCCAUCAUCACUCUUCGUCAUCGAGAUACUCCAGGAGUCGUUCGCGAUCGCCAUCAUCUUCAAACUCGUUGAAGUACUCGAGCAAGAAACGGUACUCGCGAUCGCGCUCCCGUUCGCGUUCCCGCUCGCGAUCUCCCCGCUCCCGAUCGUGCUCCCGCAGUAGCGAUGCCAGCAGUCCCCCGGCGCGAAAGGUUAUCCGCAAAUCGGGCUCCAACGAAUCCCUAAAUUUUAUACCACUCACCGCGAACUUAUCUCGGAAGCAGCAGAAAAUGCUGAUGAAGAAGGGCAAGCGCGCAGCGGCAGCUGCAGCAGCAGCCGCUGGCUCCGGUCAGGCGAAAAAGAAGCCGCCUCACUUCUACUCCAACCAGUCGUCCGUCGGCGGAGCUGUUGAUGAUGACACAGCGCGCUUGCAACAGCGUGCGGCACGAUUUUCGCAGCAGGGCUCCAGCUCGGCCAAGAAAUCUGUCGUCGCCAUUGCAAGCUCACCGUUUGGUCUCACCACGGCCAAGAACAAGAAAAAAAUGAUGCAGCAGCAGCAGCACCAUCGUUCUGCCUUCUACGAGGACACCGAGGCGGCUGGCGGCUUAGAUCUUCUCGAUUUGCAUAUUGUAGGCACUUGUAGGGACCUAGAGAAAUCGUUUUUGCGUCUCACCAAGGCGCCGUCGCCGUCAGAGGUGCGACCUGUCGAGGUGCUCACCCACUCUCUGGUUAAUGUAAAGGAAAAAUGGCGUGCCAAUCAGGAUUACCACUAUGCGUGUGAUCAGUUGAAGUCCAUUAGGCAGGAUCUGACUGUCCAGGGUAUUCGCGAUCAAUUUACGGUUGAGGUGUAUGAGACGCACGCUCGUAUUGCCAUGGAGAAGGGAGACCACGAGGAGUUCAACCAAUGCCAGACGCAACUGAAGAUGCUGUACAUGGAGAUUGACGGAAAGAGCGUCAAUGCUUUGGAAUUCACAGCUUAUCGCAUACUCUACUACAUUUUCACUAAGAAUACCUUGGACAUUACCACUGUCCUGCGCUCCAUUACGGCUGAUCAACGCGAGAGUCCUGUCAUUGCACACGCCCUACAGUUCCGAUCUGCGUGGUCGCUCGGGAACUACUGCAAAUUGUUUUCUCUGUACAAGACGGCGCCUCUUAUGUCCGGCCACAUGAUUGAGUGGUUCCUGGAGAGGGAGCGCAAGGCGGCUUUGCGUGUCAUUAUUAAAUCUUAUCGUCCCAACAUUAGUGUUGACUAUAUAACCAAUAUUCUGGCCUUUGAGAGCUCCGAAAAAUGCAAAGAAUGGCUCGACACCUUCAGUUUGCCUUAUGCCGCCAAUGGUGCGCAAGUCGAUUGUAAAAACGCAGCUGCCAUUGCCAUUUGAGGCGACUUUCACAUAAGGCAGAUUACCUGCUGAGAAGCACUAUAUGAUUUUGUACCUGAUUUCCGAUUUUUUCGGAUUUUAGUGUCCUUUGUCGGACUUCGGAUGCAACUUCCCUGGCCCCACUUAACUUACUUUGUACAUAUUUUUGUAGAUCGCGAUUCCCCUUCGUUACACAGUUAGGAUUUGCUUUACUCCCCUUCUUAAGCUUCCAAUUAUCUUCGAAUAAGUGAGCCUUAGAAUUCUUCGUUUUUUUAGGAGCUUUAAAGUGUAGACUUCUUCGUAGGGGAUAAUAUUUUACAAGGAAAACAGUUCAUCGAAAGAAAAGAUACAACAAACAUCACGGGAAACAUAAAUCUACUUCACAUUAAUUCUGUACUGCAAUUUAAACUACAACUAAAUGUUGUAGAAGGAAAGCCUGCUUGCACCUAGCUCUGGAGUCGCCAAAAUACUGGAUGAAUCAAUAACGAUUUUAGAAGGCCCGAACUGUCGACGGCGAAGCCAUACCCCGGAUUGUAGAUUUCACUACUAGGAACUGGAGUUACCGAAUUCCUAGAAGGAUCAACUUGAUAUCUGCGGUUACGUUAUGGAUUCAGCUACGGAUACUGUAUUUUACAACGGGAAAGCAGAAAACAUCUGUAUAGUUUGCUUGGCGGAACAGGAAUACUUUCAUGUUUUUGAAACCUAAACCGUCACGAUCUUCGGAACAUUUUCGUCUGGUCAGCGUGGGUCUUCAUUCCUUUUAUUUAAAACCGCGGCAAACUGUAUAUAUUUUUUCAAACAACAAAAUCCUACAAGAUCCCCGACUCAAAACUCGUCAGAAUUCUACAAGAUUAACCUGAAACCAAAAGUGCGUGACCUCCCAAUGAAUAUGAAGAACUUGAGAACUGAAGUGAAUCAAUUCCAAAUGAGGUCACACACCUCUUGAAUAACAACUCUACUAAAAGUGUACUCUCGCAAAACUAACAUGAAAUAAUACACAUGCAGAAACAAAAUCAGAUGCGAUCAUCGAACUCCGAGAGUCCAAAAGCUUGGUGCUGAGAAUUCAUCUUUGUUUCGUUGUGAUUAUUUACUCAUUUUAUCGUCAUUUGAUCACUUCAUUUUUAAACUAGUUUUAAGGUUUAGGCUUAAUGAUUGUUGUCUUAUUUAAAUUAUUGCAAAGGAUUAUACUAAUGUUCUGUCUCUCUAUUGUAUACCUGUAUAUAUACAACCAUCCAAUCCACCACCAAGAACUACAACAAGAACGAGCCUGCAUGUAUAUUCUCCGGAAGUUCAAAGUCAACGUUUCGGAAAAUGGCAAAGUCAACCUGGUCUUCCCCGUCGCCACAAAUCAUCGGUGAAAUGGCAGUCGAAAAAUCAUCAAAUAUUCGCGACAUUUGUAAGCUCUUCCAAUUUUUAUUCGUGUUACAAAAAAAAAUUGUAUACAAAAAUUUCGAGUCUAUGGGGUAGCACAUAAGCAAUUGGUCAUAAUCCUAUAAUCAGUGGAUACUUUUUUAUAGGGGGAGUUAGACAAGAAACCUAACUCUUCUUUAUUAUACAGUAAUUAUACAAUAGACUAGGAUUAAAGGUAUAGGCUAAGUUUACCUGUUAUAUUUAUUUUUAAUUUUCUUGAAUGUUGGAAAAUGAUGAAAAAAUUCAAGAUUUCAAAUGCUCUUUCAAAUAUUUAUGCAAAACAUGGGAUCCCGUUUGCAUGAAAAGUGAGAGUUAUAAUUCCGCUUUAACAAUAAACAUAACAAAACGCAGCAA